Molecule: messenger RNA, 2588 nt
Organism: Macadamia integrifolia
Lineage: Eukaryota; Viridiplantae; Streptophyta; Magnoliopsida; Proteales; Proteaceae
Product: PHD finger protein At1g33420-like
Exons: 5
Coding region: 349-2460 (703 amino acids)
Source: RefSeq, a predicted model, not a curated record
GCGCAAUGCCACAUGGUCCCCAUCUCUCUCUCUCUCUCUUUCUCUCUCUCUCCUAUUCCAAGAUUGAAAACCAAACCCUAACCUUCGAAACCAAUCUUUUUUCCUCCGUCUUCUUCUCACUUUCCUCGUUUUUUUCCCCGUGAUUUUAAAGAAACCCAAAGACUUCAAAGAUCAAUUUUUAUUGUUAAAGAUCGACCACAAAGAUCGAACUAUCUUUAUCAUCUGAGAUCCCGGCCAAGAUCGGUGUACUAAUAACCAGAUCUGACGCGCACAAGCCGUGAUCUGUCAUCAACUCAUCUCAGAUUCUUCUUCUUCGUCGUCGACGUAGUCGUAUCGAUCAUCAUCAUCAUGGUUGUGAACGGCAGGCCUUUGAAGCGGAUGAAGAGACGAGUUACGGCAGAUCUCUACGACUUCCUUGCCUUUCCUGCUUCCUCUGGAGACGAGCUCUCUGCUGGAGUCGGUUACCCCGACGAGCCGUUCAGGUUGAACAUACGGUCGUUUCUCUCGAAGCACGCGCAGCUACCGCCACCUUCUUCUUUGUUCCCGCACCUCCUCACAUGGCAGAUCGUGUUCCGGAUCGGUGAUUUGGUAGACGGACCUAACUCAUCCCCUGCCGUCGUCGCUCUCGACGUCGUCGAAGAGGACGUCACCAGAUCUAGGUCCGUCUACUGCGAUCAAUGCCGUGUUGUCGGAUGGAGUGGUCAUCCUGUAUGUGGGAAGCGUUACCACUUCAUAAUCCGAGCAGACAAUAAUUCCAUUGAUGGAUAUCACAAGCCCUGUACCAGCUGUGGGGACUUGGUUCAUUUGUCAGAUCUAAGGUGCAAGUCGUGCAACUAUGUGAUGACUGCAGAAGAUCUGGAAGACUGGAUCUAUCUUCAGUUGGAGGACACCACUCAUCUUUUACAUGGUGUUGUUCAUUCCAAUGGUUACGGCCACCUUCUUAGAGUAAAUGGUAGAGAAGGUGGCUCAAGAUUUCUCUCAGGAUGUGACAUUAUGAACUUCUGGGAUCGGCUGUGUUGUAAACUUGGAGUCAGGAAAGUGAGUGUGAUGGAUGUGUCAAAGAAAUAUGCGCUGGAGUACCGGCUUCUUCAUGCCAUAACGAAUGGCCGCCCAUGGUAUGGCGAUUGGGGCUUUGAGUUUGGAGCUGGAAGCUUUGCCCUAACUGUGGAUGCCUACCGGAAAGCAGUUGAUACUUUAUCAAAUAUGCCCCUCAACCAGUUUCUCUCCCAAGCAAGGAAGCCUCGCACACGCCUUCAGGAUCUAAUUUCAUUCUACCAGACCAUGUCAGAAAAUGAGCUUGUAACAACGCGAGAUCUCUUCCAAUUUUUUAUGAAGCUGAUUCAUGAUGCUCACAAGCAGAGAGCUUAUGGCACAACCUGCAAGAAGAAUGGAUCCUCUAAUUCAACGGCGUUAUGUAUAUGGACAGCUGCCGAUAUUGACCGUGUUGAACAAGCCAUGAUUAAGGUGCUCCGAGCAGUUGGAGCAGGUGGUAGUUCUCGCUGGGUGACAUGGCAUGCUCUCAGGGGUGCUGUGAGUAAAGUAGGACGCCCGGAACUCCUUGAUUACUGUCUCAAGGAUCUAGGAGGGAAAUUAACACAAGAUGGCAUGGCCGUAUGUUCCCGGUGCAACCCUGAUACAGAUGCUAUUGAAUAUAGGCUAGAACCUGGAAAUGUCUCAACAAGUAUUCCUGGGGAUUCAACCUCGGGGAGCUUAAACUGCCCAUCUGAAGAGCUUCUUCUCCGUGACCUAAAAUUUUUAUUUGAUUCCAUUCUCCAUCCACAUACAAUGGCCAACUAUGGACCCCAAACAGUACGUGACCUUGCACUCAAUUCAGCAGAAAAGCUACUUGACUGCAAGCAAUUUGUCAAGGACUAUGCCAAGUGUGAUAAGACUGCUAUUUUAAAUCCAUUUGCAAUUCGCCUAUCUUGCCUAGUGGAGCUACUUGAUCACCCUAAAGAUUACACGGCCCCACCCCCUGCACUCAUUGUAUUACCCCAUAACGCAACUGUUGCUGAUCUCAAGUGUGAAACCGCAAAAGCUUUCCAAGAAGUUUACGUUUUGUUCAGGAGAUUCCAAGCGGAGGAGUUGUGUGACUAUGGUGGCGUUGAUGAUUCAACCCAUGUCAAGUUCUUGGUUGGGUUGAGUGGAUCUGUUACUGUCCGAGGGAGAUGCCUCGGUAAACAUGGUCUUCAUCAGUUCCGUAUGGAGAGGGGCGUUGAGAGCUGGACGGUUGAUUGUACUUGUGGUGCCAAAGAUGACGAUGGUGAAAGAAUGUUGGCCUGUGAUACUUGUGGCGUAUGGCAGCAUACAAGAUGUGCUGGCAUUGAUGACGUACUUGCAGUACCCUCAAAGUUUGUAUGUGGAAGGUGUGAUCCCAAUUACAUGAGUUGCAAAGAUGAGACGAUCACAGUUGCAAACGUUGGAAUUAAUAACCUUACCAUGUCUUCUAGCGUCCGAUGAAAUGUAUCACUUUCAUGUACAGUUUUUUUCAUUUCCCUGGUCCGGCCCAAGGAUUUGUACAGUAUCGUUCUAACCCUUUCUUAGUUUUUUUUUUUUCCCUUUUAAUUUGUUGCCUAAGUUCCUGUAGA